AUGGAUCCUCCAGCAAAUAGCCAAUCGGUGGGAAAGGAAGGCGGAAGCGGGAAUGUUGAGAAUGACAAAGAUGCUAUUUUAGGAUAUGUUAAAGGAUGGGCAAAGAAAAGAAGAUAUGCAAAGGAAAUAUCUCGGGAGGAAGAGUUUCUGGAAGUGAGCGGGGGAGAGGAGAAAAAAUGGAAAGAAGGAGAAAUAUGGGAUAAUUGGAAUGGAAUUUUAAAGGCUAAGAAAGGGGUUGAGAAGCCGAAGUCGAGGAGCCAACCUUUAUUCUUCCUAGCUUAUGGGAUCUUUCUCUUCCUGGGCGAUCCUGUUCAUCCGUCAAAGCUUAGAAAACUGGAAAAUAUUCCUCUUCCGUCCUCUACGCCUUGUCACCUAUUAAAAGCUUACUUCCCUUCACUGUGCCUGAUACUCUUCAUCAUCUCUUCUUUCCUCACAUUCUCCCUCUCCUCAAAUAUAUCAGAAGGCCUGGAAGUUCUUCACAUACCAACACACAUACACAUACAUACACAUACACAUCCAUAUAUAUUCAUCAAAAGGCUAACGCUAGCAACUUUAAAACUUCGUCGACAACCAACUCAACGUCAUUCAAACUGUCGUACUAAAUUGAGACAGACACAGACACGGACACAGACACACAGACACACACACACAAACACACACAUGCAUUCUUAUGCAUUACCUGCAAACAACAUACACACCAGGGGGAUAGACUGGCGAGUAGAUUGGACAUUUUGCAUUUAUCUGCAUGCAUAA
Molecule: messenger RNA, 753 nt
Organism: Loa loa (African eye worm)
Lineage: Eukaryota; Metazoa; Nematoda; Chromadorea; Rhabditida; Onchocercidae
Exons: 3
Coding region: 1-753 (250 amino acids)
Source: RefSeq, a predicted model, not a curated record